Messenger RNA from Macrosiphum euphorbiae (potato aphid), 1110 nucleotides. The record is from the annotation of a GenBank genome assembly. Lineage: Eukaryota; Metazoa; Arthropoda; Insecta; Hemiptera; Aphididae.
AUGCCUAAGUGCCUAGUGUGCAGUAAUUCUUCUACGAGCACCAAUCGUCUUGAUAUAUCUUAUCAUUUGUUUCCCAAGAAUGAAUACCGAAGAAAACAAUGGCUUAAAGUGUAUGGAAUUGGUUAUUGUAAUGAUUCUGAUCAUAUAUGUAGUGAUCAUUUUUCAAAAGAAAACUAUAGGGCAGGACGAAAGAGAUAUUUAAAAAAAAAUUCUAUCCCCCAUGGCUAUGACAAAAAUUGUUUUCCUUCCAAUUCUACUCAAAGUAAUGAUGUUUUAAUGAGCAACAAUGAAUUUUUACCAACAGAACUAAAUUGUUUAAGUUACACCACUCAAAGUAAUGAUGAUGAAACUAGUACUAAUGAAUUUUUACCGAGGGAAGAAAAUCAUUUAAGAAAGGUACAAAGCUAUGAAAAUAUAACGAAGUUCCACACUGAACCAUUUGAGAGACAAAUUCCUGCGUGCAUUGCCAAUGACAAUAUUCAACCCGCAAUUGAAAGCGGUUUAGCACCAGUGUUAACAAUUACUAAGUAUAAACAAGAAGCAACUUCAACCUUAAAAAUGCCAGAUAAAUUGUCUUAUAAUGUUGUAACUAAUCCAGAAUUAAUUGACAAUCAAAUUACAUAUUUGAAACAUAUCUCUUCCACAAGUAAAUCAAAUUCAUCUGUAUUGCCUGGAAUAAAGACUCCAGUCAUUUCAAAAUGUUUUUCAUUAGCCGGAAAAUCAGAUACCCAUGAUUCUAACCCAUAUAAUGGUGCAAAUACCUCUCAAUGUAUAAUAAUUGAUGAUGACGAUACAGAAGUUGUUACGGUAAAAGAUCACAGAUUUAUUAAUAAGAUUUCUAGAAUUAUUGUACUUCCUAGUGAACUUUGGAGGAGUGUAUAUGAUAGUGUACAAAAUACAACUUCUUUUUAUCAACGAGACAGUUCUUAUAAAACUGUGAAAAAAAUUUGUUUUUAUAAUAGCCUUUUACCAAAAAUACAAAUAUAUGGAAUGAACUACAAAUAUAAAAAGCAUAUUAAAUCAAAAAAUGAAUUACAAAAUCUUUUAGAAAAAGUUGAUGGUAUUAAGAAAUGUUCUGGUAUUGAUGGAUUUACCAAUACCAAUAGGUAA